AUGCUGUCCAAGCUUUGUUGGCCUUCUUUCGCCAUCAUACUUCUGUGGCUCUUGAGCCAGGUCGCGGCUGAGGAGUUAUAUACCACUGUUCUAGGGAAAUCUGAACACGGCUCUCUACUCCAUGUCGAUGAAAAGACGAUGGUCGAAUGUGGUGGCCAUAUCAAACAAUGCGGAAUUAUGGAGGACAUGAGAAUUAUUCUAUCGCCUAUCAGCACCGUUUAUGUAACGCAGAACUUUACUACGACAACAGAGAAGGUGCUCCCAACUCAGACAGUUGUCAAGAAAAAGGUGAAAGUAGUGACAGUCAACAACCAAACACAUGGUCAUUGCCGAAAAACCACAAUAGUACCUGACUUGAAGCCCGCAAUCAUCACAGUGAACGUCACAGUCGAGCAUGUCCAAGAGAUUGUACCGAUCACAACGGUCACCUCCACAGAGAUAAGCAUUGUCACUGCUACUUCGAUCGAACAAUGUUUCAUCAACAACCCUGAGCCAUCUUUCUAUCCCACCAUUUCAACAUCGCAGGAUCCGUCAUCUGCCAUCCCACCAUCUUCGCAAGUUCCGUCAUCUGCGGCCCUCUCGAGUCAGGAUCCCUUGUCAAGCGAAGAGCCUCAGGCCCGUGGGACCGCGAUAACGGAUGGACAGGGAGAGACGGAGAGUUCAAGAUAUGAACGCAUUUAUCAGGAUGUUGACGAUGUGUCUGAGAAUCCCGGAAUGAACAUCCAGGGUGAAUAA
This is a messenger RNA of Fusarium coffeatum, 735 nucleotides long. RefSeq lists its product as uncharacterized. Bases 1 to 735 code for a protein of 244 amino acids. The transcript is spliced from 4 exons. NCBI's taxonomy places the organism in Eukaryota, Fungi, Ascomycota, Sordariomycetes, Hypocreales, Nectriaceae. The record is from RefSeq and is a predicted model, not a curated record.